UUUCAAAUCGGGCAAAUCGACAAAUUUCUUGUGUUUGGAUGGUUUAUCAACACCCCAACUAGUUUAGGUUAAAAGGUAAAUAGCCUCUCCGGCUACUAACCGCCGUCUGGUCUCCACCACCAGCUAUCUCUUCUAUCUCCUGAAUCUCACAAGCUGCUUCCAGUUGGUGAUUACAGUGAUAUUUGCAGCAGCUAUCUUUGCUGUGGGUAUGUAUGGCUAAGAUUACUGAGAAAAUAACACAACUUGGGUGGUUUUAUGGAUCUUCUUUGACAGCAACCUUUACAAGGAAGCCCCUUCUUGUUCCUGCGCGUAAAACCACCGUCAAAUUAAACAACCCGUUAUUUCCCUUUCCCAGAACUCAGGUCCUGUACCGGUGUUGCAGAGCAAUGUCAAAGACAAACAGAACUUUGUCGUCAAGUCGACCCGUUUUGGUGAAGGAAAACAUUGAUCUAACUGAUAAAGAAAAACAGAUAUUUGAUCGGCUGCGUGCAGUUCUUCGUCAUUUCAGUCUUGAAACCAAGCUUCGAGUUGCGGGUGGGUGGGUUCGUGACAAGCUUCUAGGGAAAGAGUGUUAUGAUAUCGAUAUCGCGCUUGAUAAUAUGUUGGGAAGAGAGUUUUGUGAAAAGGUGAAUGAGUAUUUGGUAGCUUCGGGUGAAGAAACGCAAGGAGUUGGUGUUAUUCAAAGCAAUCCGGACCAGUCUAAGCAUUUGGAAACCGCAAGGAUGCGUCUUUUCGACGUCUGGAUCGAUUUCGUGAACCUGAGAUCUGAAGAUUACUGUGAAAACAGUAGAAUUCCGACGAUGCAGUUUGGCACUGCGGAACAGGAUGCUUACCGAAGGGAUUUGACGAUUAACAGCUUGUUUUAUAAUAUCAAUACAUGCUCGGUUGAAGAUUUGACAGGGAGAGGGUUGGAAGAUUUGAAAUGUGGAAAAAUCGUGACGCCUUUACCGCCAAAAGAGACGUUUUUGGAUGACCCGUUGAGAGUUCUUAGAGCUAUUCGUUUUAGUGCUAGGUUCGAGUUUGAAAUGGUGGAAGAGUUAAAGGUUGCAGCUGCGGACAACGAUGUGAAAUCUGCCAUUUCUGAUAAAAUAAGCAGGGAACGUAUCGGUCACGAGAUUGAUCUUAUGGUAAGUGGGAACCAACCGGUUAAAGCAAUGACUUACGUAUCUGAGUUGGGGUUACUUAGGGUUGUCUUCACACCACCCGAAAAUUGUGACCCGUCGAUCUCAAAAGAACACGAUAAAGCUUGCGUUGGAUAUAUGGAUUUAGCAUGGAGACACAUGCAUGGGGUUGGAUGUAGCUUCAGUGACGAACAAAGGAGACUGUAUUUGUACGCAUCGUUGCUUCUUCCGCUUAGGAAAACCGUUUACCUUGAUAACAAAAAGAAAACAGUACCCGUAGCGAACUACAUCUUUAGAAACUCCCUCAAGUUGAAAGCUAGCGAUGCCGAUGAUGUCAUGAGGCUGCACAGUGCGGCCGAGAAGCUCUUGUCUUUGAUACCAUUCGUGUUAUCUGGCGACAACAUGCAAACCGGUGAAAUCACUUGGGAAACGGAGGUUAUAGACGUUGACGUGUCGUUGAAGUUAAGGAUCUUGUUGGGUUUGCUUCUUAGGGAAAUUAAAGAUUUAUGGAGGGCUGCGUUGAUGCUUUCGACUCUUGUAUACAACAAUGAUUCUUCCGUUGAGGGGGAUUUAGAGAAAAGAAGACAAGUGUUUACGGAGGUUGAGCGAGAAAUUUUGAAAUUAGGUUUGGAUAAAGUGUGGGAAAUUAAACCUUUGAUUAAUGGGAAGGAUAUAAUAAGGCUUUUGGAGCUUGGAAAAGGGGGUCCGGUUGUUAGCGAAUGGCAACGGAAACUGUUACAAUGGCAGCUUGCUUAUCCGUCUGGAUCCGUCGAGGAAUGCAUUGAUUGGAUGACAAGGCAAGCACGAUUGAAACAUAAUGUAGAUUCUUAGUUACAGGCUUAUUUAGGACUCGAAUUCCACCGCUUAAGUGCAUAGUCAUAGACCAUUUUACUGGUAUUGCUUAUUUUUGAACCUUUUUUAUUGAGGCUUUUUUUUUCAAAGUUUUGAAUGGAAUUGAAAAUAUGUUGCAAUGAUUUGUGCAAAGUUUGCAGUUAUGAUA
Helianthus annuus (common sunflower) is the source of this 2121-nucleotide messenger RNA. RefSeq names its product tRNA nucleotidyltransferase cca2. Bases 213 to 1952 code for a protein of 579 amino acids. The record is from RefSeq and is a predicted model, not a curated record. Gene Ontology annotation, molecular function: RNA binding; ATP:3'-cytidine-cytidine-tRNA adenylyltransferase activity. Gene Ontology annotation, biological process: tRNA 3'-terminal CCA addition. The transcript is spliced from 2 exons. NCBI's taxonomy places the organism in Eukaryota, Viridiplantae, Streptophyta, Magnoliopsida, Asterales, Asteraceae.